Messenger RNA from Hippocampus zosterae (dwarf seahorse), 2670 nucleotides. Its product is annotated as LIM domain and actin-binding protein 1-like. The record is from RefSeq and is a predicted model, not a curated record. The coding region runs from base 168 to 2213 and encodes 681 amino acids. Gene Ontology annotation, biological process: actin filament bundle assembly. Gene Ontology annotation, cellular component: plasma membrane; actin cytoskeleton. The transcript is spliced from 10 exons. NCBI's taxonomy places the organism in Eukaryota, Metazoa, Chordata, Actinopteri, Syngnathiformes, Syngnathidae. Gene Ontology annotation, molecular function: actin filament binding.
GGACAAAUUGUGGGAAUCACCCGUUCUAAGUUUCCAUGGUAUCCUUAGCCUAGUGGACCAUGACAUGGAUCUGGCAACCAUGUAUCAGGCUGUAGCAAGUGUCAGGUGUCGCGAAGUUUCGGCAAAACUCCGCGGAAGUACGUACAGGAAUUUAGGUAGCUGCAAAGAUGGAUAGCGCUCCAUUCAGUCGAAAGUCGUGGGUGUCGCAGUCACUGCGUGUCACUGCAAAGGAGUUGUCACUGGUCAGCGGACGAGGAAGAAGCAACGCCAUCGCCGAGCGCUUCUCCAAAUACCAGAAAGCUGCAGAGGAUGCACAUAAGAGAAAAGGAGGCUUUGACAGCGCGUCCACCUCCCAGCGCACAAGCAAUCUGAGUGCUUUGAAGAAGCGCUGGGAGCAAGCGGGGAACGGCAGUCAUCAGGACAAGACUCCAUUCAUCUCUGCGCCUAUAAACAAUCAAAGCACAUUUCCUACCCUGACCAGAGCGGCUUCUGUCAGCGAGCAGCCCUCUGUUCCUAAGAGUCCGGUGGCCUGGCGGCCUCCACAGGAAGCUCCACCCAGCACACCUGCCACCGAUCCCGUCCUCGUGCCCCCUGCUGCUCUACAAGCAGAAGAACAGAGUGGGAUGGAGAAAGAUGAGCUGACACAGAGCAAAGCGCCAGAAAAGCCUGACGAACAAGUUCCGACUAGUCCUCGUGCCUCCUAUGAAAAGCCCAGAGUGCCACUCAACAAUCUAAAGAUGAAGUUUGAGAAGGCAGACGAUAGCCUACUAAAGGGCUCCAGGUCGACUCUCCUAAGUGCUUCGUCAGAAGAGAUGGAGCAAACCUCUGUGUGUGACCGCGUGCUGGAGAAGACAUCACUAAGGGAGAAGCUGGCCAAAUACUCUGCUGCUGUGUCCAAACAAAGCAAUACCAAAUCUGCUGUGACCCCAGAGGUGCUGCCCUCCAAAAUAUCUCUACUUGCAAUUGAGAAAGCGACGGCAGGACCCGAGUGUAAUGGGGAUAGUAGCAGUGAGCCUCCAAAACCAUCCAGGAAGUUCUGCCCUCCAGUGAAGGAGACGUGCGUUGCUUGCCAGAAGACUGUGUACCCCUUGGAGAGAUUGGCGGCUCUUCAGCACAUCUACCACAAGAGCUGCUUCCGCUGCGUCCACUGCAGCACAAAGCUAAGCCUGGGCAACUUUGCUUCUCUGCACGGCAACGUGUACUGUAAGCCUCAUUUCAGUCAGCUGUUUAAAGCUAAAGGCAACUACGACGAGGGCUUCGGCCACCGGCCUCACAAGGAGUUGUGGGCGCCUCGCAAGGAUGGAGAUGAAGGCGAAGAGGAGCUAGUGAAACCCAGAGAACAAGUAGCGGCACAGAGGGGGAGAGCCGAGUCCGUGGAGAGCAUGUCAGACAAACAGCCCACCCCAACUGCCGAAGAAGCAUCCCCACCAGUCAAGGUCACCGACCUCGCUGCACACCUGGAGACUCGGAUGCAGAUGGCCGCCAGCUCCGCAGAGAAGCCGGCCGAGACUCGCAGGUUGAGGAUCGCCUGGCCGCCCCCUGCCGGCGAAGGCACCCCCGGCGCAGGUUUGCGCAGCCCGGCCUCGGAGGGCGGCGCCUCGGGUCGAGCCUGGAGGGCCAAGUGGCCCCCAGAGGACGACUCGCUGUCGUCCGCUUCGUCAUCCCACAGUACCGAGCGUGCCGAACUGACGAGUCUGAGGAGGAGCUCCUCUCUAAGGGAACGCAGUCGGGCCUUCACCUUGGCUGCCCAGGCCAGCCCCAAUCCCACCGCCAUUCCCAAGGAGCCUCGCCGGCCUCUCAAGGCCCUGCAAGAAUGGAGAGCGUCCCUGGAGGAAAAGAGCUCAUCUCAAGAAAGAAUGGCAGACAAGAAAGUGGAUCUGCAGAGGAAGAGCGAUGAUAGAGAGAAGCAAAUCGCUAGUGAAGUCGUCAAUCAAAGUAGCCCGGAGGUGGUCGUGGAGGGUGACCAUCAAGGUGGUGAACACGCACAGGAAGGAAGCCCAUUGGCCGACGACGGCUCCUUGACCACCUCUCCUGACAUCUCGGUGUCCCCCUCGCCGCCCGCGCAGCCCAAACUGAACCACGCCUCGCAGGACGUCGGCUUCUGGGAGGAGGACAGAGACGAGAGGGACGCAGAGGAGCUGACGGCAGAAGACAUCAUCAAGAGGAACCGUUACUACGAUGACGAUGACGACGACGACGAAGACGAUUACUGAGACGAGCUUAGUGAACUCAAUUUGUCUUAUAAGAAAUUGUCUUAAUUUCUCAAGUUUAAUGCUUUUUGGUUUUACCUUUGUAUAUUCAACAUAACUCCUAAUUAUACCGUUUGAGGAGUCAAAUAUCUCAGUUACCAUACUACUGUGUUGAAGACAUUAAUUAGACUGGAAACAAAUCUCAGGUAAAGAAAUAAUCACAACUGAGCAGCUGCUCUGAAUAGCUUUACUUUUGUUGAACACCUUAACAGAAACUACGGUGUUGCCAUAUUAGCCGAACCGGUAAAAAGGGAUUUGAAAUUUGUGUGAUCAUUUUUAACCCUUAAGCAAGAAUCUGACCGACCAACCCAAGAUGCUCUUGAAAUGUUCUUAGUGCCACAAAGAAAGACUGACAAAGCGCUCCUGAUUAAUAUAUUUUCAAAAAAAAUUCUCCAUGUUUGAUUUUGUGAAGUACGUAAUU